UAUGUCGAGGCAGAUUCUUGAGAGGUCAAGUUGAAUCUUGUAGAAACGUCUGUUCUAUUCCGUAUUUCCCGAAACCAAGCAGGCUGGUGUGUUUUAGUUUGGCAGGGACAAGUGCUGACAUACCUCGAGUCCGUCCACCUGAGGCCAAUCCGUACUCCGCCGCACUGUUAGUUCUGUCGACUCACCAAUUUGGGAGGCGAAGCCUGACGCUUGCGCCUUGACAUCUUUGUUAGGCAGUCGCAUUUCUGUCCCAUUGUAAAUAUCUGCUGAAAUGUCCCUUAGAGAAAAGAGAUGGUGUAUGUGUCUUCUAUUGCGUCUUCAAGCUUCAAGUAGUUGGCCGAACCCACACAUCGAGCUACCGUUGACGUUCAACAACAGCGCCAACAACAGCGAUCACCACAACAACCACCAGCCAUCAACACCCACCAAUAUCAAACACCACAGCCAAACUUCCCAAAAUUUUCCAAAGAAAACCAGCAAAGAGCCCAUUUUUCCCUACCAAGAAAGGAAAUCCGACAUAAUGCCAAUCGCAGACCUCAUCCCCGCGGCUCUCAAGCCCAAACCCCCCAAGCGCGCCGCCCCUAAACCCCAAAAAACAUCAUAUACCUCCAACGAAGUCCCCAUCCCGCCCGACUUCCUCUCCGUCCCCCUCCCGGCCUCCGCGCCCGCCGUGACUCUCCAAAAACUAGACUGGUCCAAGACCGCCCUGCCCGAAAACGGGCCCUUGUAUGCCGUCGUCCUAGACAACGUCCUCACCCCGGACGAAUGCGCACAACUCCUCCGCAUGGCCGAGGCUUCGGCCACAGAUCGCGGCCCGGACCCGGACAAAGACGAGCCGUGGCGGCCGGCCAUGGUGAAUAUGGGUCCCGGAUGGGAGAUCUUGGAGCCCGAGUACCGCAACAGCGAUCGGAUUAUCUGGGACCAGCAGGAGGUUGUCGAUCGGUUGUGGGGACGGUGUAGGCUUGCGCCUGGGUUAGAGGAGCAGUUGGCUGGGAUUGAGGGGGUGAGGAGGCCUGGGAAGGGGUUUGAGACGAGUUGGGUGUUUAAGAGGUUCAAUAAGCGGAUGAGGUUUUUGAAGUAUCAAAAGGGACAGUUCUUCAGGCGUGAGUUAUCACCCCCUCCCCCCUUGAUUUUGUUAUCACGGGUUGCUGACUUUGAUAUAGCGCAUUGCGACGGGCCCUAUGGCGAAGAAGCGGAGGAUGGAACAGUGUUGCGAACGCAUUAUACCGUUCAUCUUUACCUCAACGACUCUGUCGCUGAGGCGGGCAAGGAUAUUGGUGCCGAUUUGGUUGGCGGCGCGACGUCGUUUUUGUCCGGGGAUGAGAAGAGGAAAGUUGAUGUUGAUCCCAAGGCGGGGCGGGUGCUCAUCUUUCAGCAUAGUCGGCUUUAUCACUCUGGCGAUGAUGUUGUCAAGGGGACAAAGUAUACGAUGAGGACCGAUAUUUUAUAUGAGUUGAUCAAGACGAAGAUUGAGGAUGAGGCGGAGGGGGAUGAGGCCAUGGCGGCUUGAGAGUUGUCAGCUGCUCUGUAUGCUCGAGAGGAUUCGAAGGGAACUACGAGACUCUGAGCUGGACUUAUUUCGAGUAGUGAUUUAUCAGUUAGCAAUACCAAUGGCGUUUAUCCUUCACACAUUCCAGCCCAAGAUGAGCAAGAUAGAUGUCACUGAUGUCGGAGUUUUCACGAGUCUCAACAACUACCUACGCAUGGGCCUCUAUGUCUUGGCUCGUAUCCGUGGGUCGCAGCAAGCUUCGGGG
Molecule: messenger RNA, 1754 nt
Organism: Colletotrichum acutatum
Lineage: Eukaryota; Fungi; Ascomycota; Sordariomycetes; Glomerellales; Glomerellaceae
Exons: 1
Coding region: 272-1510 (412 amino acids)
Biological process (GO): peptidyl-proline hydroxylation to 4-hydroxy-L-proline
Cellular component (GO): endoplasmic reticulum
Molecular function (GO): iron ion binding; L-ascorbic acid binding; procollagen-proline 4-dioxygenase activity
Source: RefSeq, a predicted model, not a curated record